GACGUCUGUCAGAUAAGUCUGUUGGUGUUUUGUGUUGACUGCUGUUUUUAUUUAUUUUGUGCUAUUUAACUCUACUGUCCUACAUUUUUACCCAAGUGCCAGUUAUAGAAAGCAUAUACUUUGUGUUGAGUGUUGAGUUUGAAACAAACAUGACUGUUCAUAAGUGUGUUGGAUAUAGAACUCGCGCGAGCAGGGAGUGUGAACGCACGAAUCCGACAUCCUACUGCCAAUGCUGGUCAAAGCGAACUCCAAUGCAAUGGAAACAGCUGAAUACUUGUUCUUGUGGAGAAGAAUACGAUGUAAGCGAAUGGAAAUGGGAACAUCCAGCUGACAAUGGACUGAGUUGGGUGGUGAUCAGCGACGACCAGAAACAAGUGACGUUCCACCCGUUCUACAGCUCCGGCACGGCGGCCGUCCGGGGAGACACACCGAUGAAACUGGACUACCACUACUAUUGGGAAGUCAAAAUGCUGACUGAAACAUAUGGAACUGAUAUUAUGGUGGGCCUGGGUUCGGAAAAAGUGAACGUGUCAGACUUCCAGUUCAAGUUCACAUCUCUCCUCGGACUUGACACGGAGUCUUACGGGCUCUCGUAUACGGGGGCCGUUCGGCACAACGCCUCAUCCAGCGCUGAAUCGCCUGGUUUCUGUAGGGGGACCAUCAUCGGCGUUAGGGUCAACAUGUGGCAGGGGACCCUAGAGUUCUACCUCAACAGGCAGGCGCAAGGCAUAUCGUUCUACAACCUGCGGCGUCAUCAAGAACUCUAUCCAAUCAUCUGCUCCACGGCCGCGCAGUCGUCCAUGAGACUGAUAUACGCCGCCUCCUGGCGCGCGUCACUCCUGGUGGACGCAGCUAAGAUCCUGGCAGCCUCUGUAGACCAGGUCAAGCUGCCCCCCGGCCUGUUUUACGCGCUGCGCAACCAGUUCUGGCUCACGAUGCCUAAUGGAGCCAAGAUCCUAGCAGCUUCUGUAGACCAGGUCAAGCUGCCCCCCGGCCUGUUUUACGCGCUGCGCAACCAGUUCUGGCUUACGAUGCCCAAUGGAGAGUCCUGGCGCGUCUCGCUACUCGUGGACGCAGCCAAGAUCCUGGCAGCUUCUGUGGACCAGGUCAAGCUGCCCUCCGGCCUGUUUUACGCGCUGCGCAACUAA
Ostrinia nubilalis (European corn borer) is the source of this 1148-nucleotide messenger RNA. Its product is annotated as SPRY domain-containing SOCS box protein 3-like. Gene Ontology annotation, cellular component: SCF ubiquitin ligase complex. Gene Ontology annotation, biological process: proteasome-mediated ubiquitin-dependent protein catabolic process. The record is from RefSeq and is a predicted model, not a curated record. The transcript has 6 exons. Bases 150 to 1148 code for a protein of 332 amino acids. Lineage: Eukaryota; Metazoa; Arthropoda; Insecta; Lepidoptera; Crambidae. Gene Ontology annotation, molecular function: protein binding.